AAAAAAGACACCUUCCCACUUCUUACCAUUUUCUGAAGCGCAAGCAUAACCAUGGAAUGCGAGCUAGCUGACUUGUAAAACGGUGGAUUCGAAGUGUUGACUCUGCUGAGGCAUUGGCAAGGACAGUUGGAGAAGGUAUUGUGAAGUUUUUGCGUUUCUAUGUGUCUCGUUUAAUCUUUAUUUGCGUCAAUUUCAAAUUCCUGUAUCUCACUCAAUUCAUUAAACUUUCCAAGGGGUUCGUUUUAAAAUAGCAUCGCUCAUGUGUUUCUGAAUUAUCACAAGUAAGAAUUUUAAAACUAGCUGAAGAUAUUAGUAGCAUCUACAUGCUUAGUUGCUUACUAUUACUCGAUUAGUUUGUGUUACUAAGAAGAAAUUAUCUUUGCAAUUUAGUGUUUAUGAGACGAGCCUUUUUAAAUUCAUCUCUUGUUAUGAUUACUAUCAAUUCUUCCGCCUACUCGGGUUGUGAACAGGAACAUGGCAUGAAUUCCCGGAUAGCCAUAUUGGAUUCUGCAAAAACUUGUAUAUUGUAUUUUUCUCCUGUUUUCCGGAGACAACAAUUAUUGAUAAGAUCUCUGAGAGGUUCCAUUGAUCAUCAUCAACCCCAUUAUAGAGACAUGCAAGCCAUAAGGUCAAUUGAGGUUGACUCUGAAAGCAUUAUUCGAGCAAUUACUCCUGUUCUUGAUCCUACCAGACAUAAAGGCCAGGCAGGAAAUAUAGCUGUUAUUGGAGGGUGUCGUGAAUACACAGGUGCUCCAUAUUUUGCUGCAAUUUCAGCCUUAAAAAUUGGUGCGGAUCUGUCCCAUGUUUUUUGUACAAAAGAUGCUGCUCCUGUCAUCAAAAGUUACAGUCCUGAGUUGAUUGUGCACCCUGUUUUGGAAGAAUCUUAUAAUGUCAGGGAGGAAUACAAGAGAUCCAUAUCAAACGAUGUUCUUGCUGAAGUUGACAAAUGGAUGGAAAGAUUUGACUGUCUUGUUGUUGGUCCAGGCCUGGGAAGAGAUCCAUUUCUUCUAGACUGCGUGAGCGAAAUCAUAAGACAUGCAAGACAAUCAAACAUUCCAAUAGUUAUAGAUGGGGAUGGGCUUUUUCUUGUUACAAAUAAUCUUAACCUUGUUAGUGACUAUGCCUUAGCUGUUCUAACACCAAAUGUCAAUGAAUAUAAGCGUCUUGUUCAGAAAGUACUGAGUUCUGAAGUUAAUGAGGUAGAUGCUCCUCAACAACUGCUAUCUCUUGCCAAACAGAUUGGUGGUGUUACUAUCCUAAGGAAAGGAAACAAUGAUCUCAUCAGUGAUGGUGACACAGUCAAAUCAGUGAGUGUUUAUGGUUCUUCUAGACGUUGUGGUGGCCAAGGUGAUAUCCUUUCUGGAAGUGUUGCUGUCUUCUUGUCAUGGGCACGUCAACAUAUUUUGGCCAAAGAUUCAAAUUUGAAUCUCAGUUGUAAAAAUCCAACAGUUUUGGGAUGCAUUGCUGGAUCUGCUAUAUUGAGAAAGGCUGCCUCACUUGCUUUCUCAGAAAAGAAAAGAUCUACAGUCACUGGUGACAUUAUUGAAUGCUUGGGGAAAAGUUUGGAAGACAUAUGUCCUGCCAGUUGAUUCCAUUUGUGGCCAACAGAUACUUACCACUUGUAACCAAAUUGACAUAUCCUGCUAGAAUCUUUUCUUUAUCUUUUCCUUUUUGAUGAGUUUUCCCCUUGUCUUUAUUUCUCACUCUUUGCCUUGAAUAUUUAAAAUUUGUCUGUUUGUUGUGCCAUGAUAAAGAUUCUAAGUAAUGAAGUGUGUAGAAGAGUUUAUCCCAAUAUAACUUAUUAAAGUUUUUCGUUAAA
Messenger RNA from Abrus precatorius (Indian licorice), 1819 nucleotides. RefSeq names its product ATP-dependent (S)-NAD(P)H-hydrate dehydratase. NCBI's taxonomy places the organism in Eukaryota, Viridiplantae, Streptophyta, Magnoliopsida, Fabales, Fabaceae. The coding region runs from base 396 to 1589 and encodes 397 amino acids. The record is from RefSeq and is a predicted model, not a curated record. Gene Ontology annotation, biological process: metabolite repair. Gene Ontology annotation, molecular function: ATP-dependent NAD(P)H-hydrate dehydratase activity. The transcript is spliced from 11 exons.